Messenger RNA from Penicillium pulvis, 1260 nucleotides. RefSeq lists its product as uncharacterized. NCBI's taxonomy places the organism in Eukaryota, Fungi, Ascomycota, Eurotiomycetes, Eurotiales, Aspergillaceae. The coding region runs from base 1 to 1260 and encodes 419 amino acids. The transcript is spliced from 2 exons. The record is from RefSeq and is a predicted model, not a curated record.
AUGGCAACAGCAGCAACACUUUCCAUCGCGGGCACCUACGCGGCGCCGAAUUUCUUCCCACUAAAAUCAUAUGUCCCAAUUCCAACUAGGCACUCUCUGCCUGCAGUAUGGAUGCGCUCGGGGACUUCAAAGGGCCUCUUCAUUCACCGAAAAGACCUUCCUGAGUCAGUAGACCGAUGGGCACCCAUUCUCCUAUCAGCAAUGGGGUCGUCGAAUGGGAAUGGCAAGCAAAUUGACGGUGUGGGUGGCGCUACCUCGACUACUUCCAAAGUGGCAGUGGUUGCGAAGUCCAAUCGAGACAAUAUCGAUGUCGAGUAUACCUUCGUCCAGGUUGCUCCCGAUCAGGCAAUCGUGGACAUGACUGGCAACUGUGGGAAUAUCGCGUCUGGUGUAGCCCCAUUUGCUUUGGAUGAAGGACUUGUCAAGGCAAAGCCAGGUCAGACUGAAAUCGACGUCCGUAUUUUCAACACCAAUACUGGACAAACUCUGGUGGAAACAAUCCAGACAUCUGGGGGUCUCUUCAGAGAGGAUGGAGCCUGUCGCAUCCCCGGUGUGGAGGGAACCUCAAGUCCCAUCAAGGUAGCAUUUCUCAACCCAGGUGGUAGCAUGACAGGAAAAAUGUUCCCAAGCGGCGCAAAACAGGAGACAUUGACAGUCCAAUCAUGGACCGUGGGUGUAUUCCAAGUGAGCGUGAGUCUUGUCGAUGCGGCAAACCCAUUUGUCCUUGUCGAUUCCCGCUCUCUGAAGAUCGAAGGGCGCCCCCAGUGGCCAAAUGCAACGGACACAGAGUUCAUUUCCGUGGCGGAGGAUAUUCGAAGAGAGGGUGCCGUGCGUUUCGGAUUAGCUGCGGAUAUAGAGAAAGCAAGUGCCGUUCGAGGCACGCCAAAAAUCGCGUUCUUAUCUGCACCUGCCGAUGAAAGUUCCGAUCUAGACGUGCUGUCAUUCACCAUGGGGAAGCCGCAUGCCAGUCUGCAGCUUACAGGUGCGGUUUGUAUAGGUGCCGCGAUGGCUAUCCACGGCACAGUUGCAUGGCACUUGGCCAAUGAAGUACUGAUGGAUAAAAUUCCCAAACAUGGAAUGGAGAUAGAGGGUCGGAAGAUUGCAAAUGCUGUACCUGUCGGGAUUAGACACCCUGCUGGCGUGAUACAGGCUGAAACAGUUUUGGGCCUGGAUGGAAAUGGGAAUAUUGAUGUGAAGCAUGUUGCAGUCGUGCGGACUGCGCGUCGACUAUUCGAAGGUAAUGUUUUCUAUAGAGCAUAA